UGACCUCGCGGAAUUUGAGCGGAGGGUUGUACCCACUCCCAGCCACACCAGCGUUGCUGUUCCGGGUCUGCUGCUCCUAAGUGCCCGCUGACCCACCAUGAGCAGAGGACUGACGCUGUGCGGUGGGCUCUCCGCCACCAAGCCCUCCACGGAUGAGAUCCAGACCAUCGCCGACCAGGUCAAGUCCCAGCUGGAGGAGAAGGAGAACAAGAAGUACACCAUGUUCAAGGCUGUGGAGUACCAGAGCCAGGUGGUCGCCGGGGCAAACUACUUCAUCAAGGUUCAAGUUGAAGAUGAUGAUUUUGUACACAUUCGAGUGUAUGAAAGUCUCCCACAUGAAAACAAGCCCUUGGCCUUGCACGGCUACCAGACCAACAAGACCAGGCACGACAAGCUGGAAUAUUUCUAGUUCUGGAUUCUGGACUGAGCCCACUGUCCAUGUGGUUAAAGUUUCUCCAUAUUUC
Messenger RNA from Artibeus jamaicensis (Jamaican fruit-eating bat), 464 nucleotides. RefSeq names its product cystatin-B-like. The transcript is spliced from 3 exons. The record is from RefSeq and is a predicted model, not a curated record. Gene Ontology annotation, cellular component: cytosol. Gene Ontology annotation, molecular function: cysteine-type endopeptidase inhibitor activity. NCBI's taxonomy places the organism in Eukaryota, Metazoa, Chordata, Mammalia, Chiroptera, Phyllostomidae. Bases 98 to 409 code for a protein of 103 amino acids.